Messenger RNA from Nilaparvata lugens (brown planthopper), 1224 nucleotides. RefSeq lists its product as uncharacterized. The transcript is spliced from 3 exons. The coding region runs from base 199 to 522 and encodes 107 amino acids. The record is from RefSeq and is a predicted model, not a curated record. NCBI's taxonomy places the organism in Eukaryota, Metazoa, Arthropoda, Insecta, Hemiptera, Delphacidae.
UAAACACAAUAUUACACUCGAACAACUAUACAAUUUUUUGGCAUUUGUGAAGCUGGUACUUCUACUUGGUGUUUUCUUGGCUUACAGCUGAUUAUCGAUUUUCAUAAUCUUGAAUCAAUUUCAUGUAUUUUCAGGUCAAAUGCUUAUUCAAAUAUCUAUGAUAUUUCAUAUGAUAAUAUUUACACAAUUCAUGCAUGGAUGUUCAAUUGGAUAAAUUUAUCCGGCCUUAUUUUUAAUAAUAAUUUCCUUUUCCAGGUCUGUAAUGAGAUGUCCAUGGGAAUUCAUCUUGGUUUGAGUUGGAACAUUACCUCGCCUCGUUGUGGACAACUUAUCAAAUAUUUACUAGGAGGUAUCUUCAGUGGAUUCGUGGUGCUAGCCAUCGGCGGUUUUGGCUGCCCCUUGGAUUGGUGGAUGGCAUCCUCCAGCUCCUCUCGGUGUUUGGCGAGAUACGGGUUGUCUCCAACAUGGACAUGCUGGGUAUCGGCGGGACUGACGCAUCAGGCAUCACAGCAUUGCCAGUGACUGGGUCAGAAUGAUGUAUGUCCAGAUGAGAAACAGACGAGUUUGGAUCGGAGUCUUCCAUGGUGAAGCGAUAAAUUCGUGGAUGAUAGUAUGGAAGUUUGAGCAGCAGUUCAGUAAUAUGUGGGCAGACAAGUGAAUCGAUGCUGAUUUGCUUAAAAUGACCUAAGUUAUGAUAUGAGUGAACAACAAAUAUUUAUCACAGUGAUUAGUGCCACGAGGUGACUAGAGGAUAAUUCAGUGCACAUUGACCUUCAAUUGUUCGAGGUAAGACACAUAAAACAAUUAAAAAUUAACAAUAAAAAACAACAUAUGGGAUAAAACAGGGAAUGAUUUCUUUUGAGGUAGGAUACAAAACCUUCUUGUUUUAUAAUUUUCAUGUGGUUUAGUCCACAUACAAAAUUGAUCUGUUCAAUCUCAAGUUUGUUCUUUCUCUCCCCUAAAAAUUCAUCACUAGCUGACGAAUCUUUUACCCACAUUUAUCAUGCAGGGCACGCCUUAUUGAUAAUUGAGGUUCUGUGUCACUCUAGUUUGAUUAGGAUUGCUAUGAUGAAUUUUCAGGCUAAAUUAGAUAAGUUGCGUUUGAUCCAGAGUUUGAAAAAAUUUCCGGGUACUAGUGAAAUAAUUAUGCAAUCUAAUAGUGUAGCUGUACAUGCCUAGGGGUCUCAUCAGAGGCUAACACAGUUGGGCGCCAUGUGUCAAGAU